CCUUUCAAUCAAAAAUGGCCGCCGCAGUUGUAGUGAUAAAUAUUUAUGAUUUACUUUGAAGAGCGUCUGAGAAAUUAUCGAACCAUCUCUUGAUAAUAAGUCAUGAUUAGACUGUGAGAUGUGGAGAAGGGUGUUGAAUUGAUUAUUCUAACAUAUGGGCAGUAUUCCAGAGCGUUUCCUGGUUUUGUCGAUGAGCAAUGUUAAACGUUACUCAUCAACUCAGAAAGAAGGUAGGUUUCAAAAUGUCUCGAUCGAAGAUAUAACCGUAAGAGUUUUGGAGUUAACUAGCGCUAGGCGUUUUGUUUACUCUGUGAGCCUUCUAUAUGCUGUCACUCUUGUAAAGAUUAUUUUAACAAGCGGUACAGUGAAACCCUAGAAUCCAAUUCGUCAGGGAAAUUCAUGGCAUAAUUGAUCACAGGGGCACAGUGUUUGUCAGUGUUUUUAUGCUUUAUUCGAGUUUUAUACGUUGUUAAGGUUGUUAAUCGCCAUUCACUCUCCCGGUGAAGUUUUCUUUUCUCAGAGCAACGAAUUCCUACGUCUCCAUAAACACAUUUAUGACAAAAUAUUAGCGAUCAGUAAGCGUAACAUAUUUUUUACCUUUACUCAACUCAUAGCUCUUUCUGGGAGAUUUAGAUGAGAGUCAUCAGUUUCAAGCAAGAAGUCAUUCCCGUUCGGAAACUAACGGAAUGCAAACACAAAGGCUAAGCGAUGAAAGUUCGCCGAAAAACAAAAGAAAAUCUCUUCCGACUGUUCCAUCACCAGAAGAAGAAAAAUCCAUGAAUUUAUCAGUGGCGAGGCAAAGAUCACCUGGACCCAAUUCUUCACAGGUCAAAGCCUAUGGGCCAUAUUUUCUCGAAUACACGUUAAUGGCGGAAUAGUAAGUAACAAUUCUUUGUUUCGUUAAUCUAAUUUUAUCCUUUGGAAAUGUGCACAGCGCGUGACGAUUUAUGUUUUUGCGCGCUCUUAUUUUGAUAAAUUUCACUGAAGUAUGCUGUGAAACUGAAUUUGCGCAGAUGUUCAUUUUUGCAUAAUUUUACACUUUUAUUUUUCUCCUGGACUCUUUCACUUUCUUUCUUAGAAAUGAGAAACGAGCGAUGCAAAAGUAAUGCGAAAUAAUCUAUAAAGUUUCCUUUGUUUUAAAAAUUACCCUUCAGCUUUUAAUAGAAUCAACAGGCUGUGCUAAAAAGAAUACUUUUUUAUACCCACAUCAGAGACAAAGCCUUCAUUAAACUGGAUUGGAUCAACUGAGACAUUAUCCCUACACUUUUGUCAUUUAGCGGAACACAUGGGGCUGAUCAGAUCCAGUUCAAUCCAGGCUUUGUUGAUGCCUUCCACCAAAUUUCUGUAAAAUAAGCCUGUCUUAAAUAGAGAUGUCCACAAUUAUUGUAGACAUCUCUAUCAAGCCAACAAAAGUGAGGUUUCCAUCAGGUCCAACUUACAAUAACUACCUGCUGCUUGCUGAAGUAUUUUACAAGACAUAAUGAUUAGUCGAGCUUGCUUAGCAGCGAGACUCUAAAAAUGCAAGCGUUUCUUUUUUUGUAUGUGUAAGCUCACAGAGGGUGGGGUCAUGGUCCCAGGCAUUCCUAGCAAAUACCAUGGAAACCGGGGAUAAGAAUCGUGACAUGACUGACUACAUAUUCAGAGUGCAAUGCAUGUUUUGUGAAGAAAGCUUAGAAAAGAUUAAUGAGAAAGAUGUCAAGCUUUUCAGAACAGAUCGGUCAAUGAAUUAUAUCACUUGAAAGCGUUAGUUACUUUGGAACAAGUGAAAUACUUCAGUGGUCGAAAAAAGAAGAAUCUUUAUACGCAAAACUUCCAUGGUAAGGCUAACUGGUUGGGUGUUGUAAACUUUCAUUGUAUGUGAAUGAGUCUUGUAAAGAGCAUGCGGUUUAUUUUCAGUGAUGACUGAAAUGAUGCACCAUGUUCAUUAGUAGACAGGCACCACACAUGUAUCCAAGCAUCCACGCUUUUGCAUGCUUUGUCAUACAAAAAUUAAAAUGGUCAUGAAUUCACUUUAGGCCGUUCAAAUUUCUAACUAUACCAGCUAAAUAUUUGACCUGGAUUUUGGCAUUCAAAUUUUGAAUGGUCCGGUGUCUAAAUAUUUACGUGGUCAUUGUUUAAACAACUGGCCCAUCAAGUUUUUGAAUUAAAAGAAGCCUUUAACUGACUCUCAGGCUUUUAUGAGAACCUGUUGGGUGUCCAACAUAGUGAGUGUUUUUCGAGCUUUUUCUUGAUAAACCUUCUAUGGCAUAGAUGAAAACUUUAUUAAUGUUUGUAACAACUUCAUCAAAGAUAAUUAAGUGUAAGAAUGUCAAAAAUUUUGAAAUGAGUUUAGUUUAAAUUACUGAAGUGGCAUUCUUGUGUUUCUUACCAACUCACACCUGGAAUGCCUCUUAUUAUUCCAUCUCAAUUUCAAGGCUGUGCUCUAAGGAAAAUUGAAGGCAGCCCAGUGCUCUGAACCUGUAAAAUCCAGGGUGGCCAGCAUAUGAUUUGUAUGAAAGAUCUUUGAUUUUCUAGUCACCCAAGAGCAAAAGUUGGGCGACAUGGGCUACCAGGCUCUGCUAGCACACAGCCCUGAAUUUGUUUUUGACAUUUUACCCAUUUUUGUUUUACCAAAGCGAAAAUAUGAGGUACAGCCGAGAUUUUGAUUUUAUUGAAUGCUUACCAGCGUGCAAAGAAAGUAGUGGCUAGUGGAUUUUACUAGUGGGCUAGUGAAUUCUGUUCUUAACUUGCCCAAUGGGCAAGUGAAGUUUUUUGAGGAAUUCAAAUUACCAGGGCUUCUGAUAUUUCGCGGAAAAAAAAGCAAAAUUUCACGGGAUUUACAGGGGCAAAUUCGUGGAAAAAUCGGCCGAUUUCGCGGGAUUUUUCGCGGGAAUAAAGUCAAAAUUCGCAGAAAAUUUUCGAAGGAUUUUCAGAGGCAAAUUUUUAGGAAAAUUGCUCGAUUUCAGGGGAAAUUUCGGGGAGAAACUUCGCCAAGAAACAAUCAGUAAAAAACAACCAAUUUCGCUGGGUCUUUUUUUUGGCAAAUUUCGCUAAAAUCGAUCAAUUUUGCGUCGAUAUGACCAACGUUGGUGAACGUUUUUUUAAACAGGGAUAAUCAUUUGCUCUUUCAACAACAGUUCACUCCAGAAAUGAGCGAAUGUUAAAGCCAUUAACAUUAUGGUUAGUGCCCAGUUUUUCACAACGUUCCUCUAAAAACGCCUGGUAGUUUUGGGACGUUGUUUACUUGUUGCAGUGAUGAAGUUUCAAGCUAAAUUUGAACGUUUGGGGCGAAUAAAACCGGUCUAAUAGUCAAGAUAAGUAUUAAAUAUGUUUUGCCGACAUGUAUUUGGAAAUAUUUCUGGCGGAUUUCGCGGUAUUUCGCCUUUUUUUUGGGAAUUUCGCGGGUCCGUGACCGCGCGAAAUAUCAGAAGCCCUGAAUUACAAAAGAACUGUGAAAUCAAUUCUGCUCAUCAAAAAGUUUUUUGGGCUAGUUGAAAUGACGUUUGGGCUAGUAUAUGCUAGCCUCAGCUUGCCCAAAUGGCAAACUGUAAAAAUGACUUUCUUUGCACCCUGCUUACACAGGGUUGUCAGAAAGUUUUGAAGUAGACGGCUGAGUUGUCAAAGUAAGCGGCCAGUCCAGGGAUAUUUUAUUUCAAAUCCCAUCCGUAAAGAAAAUAAUGCUAAGCAGAGUAGCUGGCUGAUACUAACCAAGUAGGUAGCGAUUUUCGCUGGCAGCCGGCUACUUUUGACAAUCCUGCUUUAAUAUACAAGAUUUCUCUUAUAGAUCUAUUCAUUUUCCAACCAACCCUUUUUCUGUUUUAUUAUAAUUAUUAUUAUUACUUCUGUAUUUCCACAAAUUAAAUCAGAGCAACACAAUUAAGAUGAGUUUUGUCAGAUUAAGAACACUCAUGGAGCAUAAUUUUUUUAUGUACUAGUUGUGUUUAUGAAUAUCAUGAGUUUUUUUGACAUACAAUUGUAAUAUAUUAUCUUUGACAACUUGAUCUUUGCAGUAAUCAGCUUAGAAGUCAAAGGCUACCAGGAGUUUAUGUUCUUCCAGCGGCCAAGUCCCCUCUAAGUGAGUAUUAUGUUUUUAAGAAAUUGUGCUGAAAAUUUAAAGUCAAGUUAGCAAAGAUAUCAAAGGUUUAGUAUGUUUUGAACAGGGUUGUAAAAAGUAGCCGGCUGCCAGCAAAAAUCGCCACCCACUUGGCUAGUGUCAGCUGGCUACUCUGCUGAGCAUUUCUUUAUGGAUGGCAUUUUUUAAAUAAAAUAUCCCUGGACUGGCCACUUACUUUGACAACUCGGCCAUCUACUUCAAAACUUUUUGACAACCCCGAUUCUAGUAUUAAGUAAUGAUCCGGGUAAGGUGGAUAGCAAUUUAAAAAUUUAAAAUAGAUCAGGUAAAAAAUAGCAAAAAAACUGAACAAGCUGAGUAGGUAGUAUAAUUAAAUUACAUUUUAUAGGUUUGUGAUACAAUGAAGAUAAACAGGAAAAUAACUUAAUUUAGAAUAACUUAACAGUACUGAAAAAUAAAUAAAUUCAUACUACUACGUGAAAAAUGUCUGCAAUUUGAUUGGCUUAGAGCAGUGGCAUUUCAUGUUAAUUUGAAAUACGUACAUGUGAAAAUUACAAACCUCUUGCGGGUAGUAAUAGCAUGAUUUGUAUGUGAUAUUUGGCAUAAAUACUACUCGUGCUAUUUCAAAGUUGUCUCAAACUUUAUUCGCCUAACUGCUCAUGAAAUUAUAUUUAACAAUUUUGAAAUAUCACUCGUGGUAUAUAUGCCAAAUAUCAACCCCUACAAAUCAUGCUACAUGUAUUACCUAUACUAAUCAAUUAGUUGAUAAAAAUAAAAUAGAAGAAAAAGAAGAUGAAAACUAUAGCAAAACCUACAAAAUUGGCAGAGCCGCCAAAGGGCCACCAUAAGCGCAUGACAACCGCUGACCUUAUUCAGGAUUUAAUAGCGAAUUUUUCUUCUGUUUUCAGUCUGGUAUGGUGUAAUUUUUAUCAGGAUGGGUUCCUAUCAAGAUGGUAUUUUUAAGUUUGUUAUGAAGAUUCCAGAAAAUUUCCCAGAUGGUGACUGCCCUGUAAGUUAUGUAUUUAGACAAUACUAUUACCGGUCAAGUGUACUCCCAUUGGUUCCUUUUAUGUAUUGAUUGUUUGGAAAAUGAAUCCAUGAGUAGUUGCCGCAACCCGUAUCAAAUUCAAAUCUGCAUUUCCUACAUGCACAAUGAUCAGUACAUUUUUUACUUCAUCUUCUCAGUAUUCAUUCACAUUGAAAAAUCCUUGCGGAUGGAUAAAAUAUUAUUGCUUUGAAGAAAUUUUUGUCAGAGUUUAGAAAAACUGAGCAGGCAGAAAUUUAAGAACCUCUUUGCAUGUGAAUUCACUGCUCAAGAAUGCAGGGAUGAAUCUGAAAUUUCAAAUAAUAGAUUCAAGAAUGGAAUCCUAGGGGGUUCGCUUGACCUGGCUUGACUGUACUACACAGAUUUGAUUAUUCAAUGGUACCAUGUUACUCUUGGCCUUUGCCAAUGUUAUUGUAAUAAUUUAUUGUUAUACAGCUUUGCCUUGAUUUAAAUCUAGCCUGGUUUACCUUCAAUAACAUCUUAUUUUUAUGAUUUUUCGUCCCAGAGUGUUAUAUUUAAACCCCCUGUGUUUCAUCCUGUGAUUAAUAUGGAAACAGGAGAGUUGGAUGUCAAAAGAAAUUUUCCAAAAUGGAGGUAAGAAUUAUGACUUAAAAAACAGCACCAUAUCAGAUUAUGCUUUUUAUUCUUCAUUUUAUCUUGGACAUUUCCCUUGAAUUUAAUCCCAAGAGUACCUAUAAUUAAAAAAUCCAUUCAAAAGCACUAUUAACAAGCUUUCAUUUAUUCACUGAGUUUGUCACCAAACUCAAAACGAAGAUUAACGUUAUGUUUCUGUUCAUCUUCCCAUCGUUGAGAACACUAUUUGAAUGUAUUUGUGUCUUCUGGUGAAAUGCUUGAUUCUUCCUACAAAUAGCCUUCUGUGUGCUUGUGAACCAUAAGGAGAAUUUGUUAUUAAGGUGGCUCGACUGGAUUUUUUGGGGUUGAUACCUCCCAAGUUUGAUCAUUAACUACGUCGGCAUGAGUAAAGAUAUGGAAAAAAGGUUACCACAACUGUAUUAUAUAAAGAUGAAAAUUUCUUAUGAUCUGGGUUUUAUUGCAAUCGGAGUCGCCAUGGCAACGUAAUGACACCAUUACGUUUUUCAUUUAUUGUUGUGUUUCCCUGUACCAGGAGUUUUUUGAAGAAAUCGCUUAAGGGAGUAUGUACCUGCCAUAAUUGCCUCCAUUAUGGCAAAGUUUGAAGAAAUUCUAUGAGAGCGUUUUCGAGAUAUUUCGAAAUGCAGUUUUAACAAUCAUCAAAGCAGUGAAAUAGCAUGCUAGCAGCUCAAUUCGCUAAUAUUUUAAGAAAAUGAUAAGCUUUGGGAACGCAGCUUCAUCUCUUAGUGGUUUGAUUCCAUUGAAAACUGCAUACAAAAAAAGAGGGGAAUUGCUCUGGGCGAUCGCGAGUAAGAAGAAUUUUAUUAACUUGCAUUCAGCUGCUUUUGAUACAGUUUUUGGAGGUAAUUUGGUCCAUGCCUAAAAAUUUCGCAUUUUUCCAAAAACCGCUCGAUAAAUUUUUUUAUAAAUUCGACAAUUCCGAGAUCAGUCGUCAAGAAAUAUUCCCUGCAAGUUUCAAGAACAUUGAAAACAGGGAAGGCUUUUAAAUAGGGACUCCAACAUAACCAAUUUUCCCCCCAGAUUUUGUGUUCACAAGUGAGCGUCCUUAUUAUUCACUGGCAUUGUUUUCAAGUUUCAUAUGCACGUGCACAAGUAGCAAAAGAUAUAAAUUUGCAUCAAAAAUUACUUUCCGAAGAAAUAUCCGGUAUAUGCUAAUAAUUGGCUUGUAGUCACAGAUAGCAAUGAGAGCCGAAACGGUGAACGUCACGGCUCAUCGUGUAGGAAGCAAUACUUAAUUAUCUUAAUUGGGUUAUAACAUCACAGAAACUCUCACAAAGAAUUGCUCUGAUGUUAUAAUGUAUCACUAACCUCUUUACCCGGUAAUUAGCAUAUCCCGGAGCUUUAACCGAGGGUCCUUUUUGAUGCAAAUUCUAUCUUUUUGCUAAAUGUGCACGUGUAUAUGAAACUUGAAAACAAUGCCAGUGAAUAAUAAGGACGCUCGCUUGUAAACACAAAAUCUGGGGGGAAAAUUGGCUAUAUUUGAGGCCCUAUUUAAAAGCCUUCCCCGUUUUCAAUGUUCUUAAAACUUGCAGAGAAUAUUUCUUGACGAUUGAUCUCGGAAUUGUCGAAUUUAUAAAAAAAUUUAUCGAGCGGUUUUUGGAAAAAUGCGAAAUUUUUAGGCGUGGACCAAAUUACCUCCAAAAACUGUAUCAAAAGCAUCUGAAUGCAAGUUAAUAAAAUCCUUCUUACUCGCGAUCGCCCAGAGCAAUUCCCCUCUUUUUUUGUAUGUAGUUUUCAUUGGAAUCAAUCCACUAUCAGAUGAAGCCGCGUUCCCAAAGCUUAUCAUUUUCUUAAAAUAUUAGCGAAUUGUGCGGCUAGCAUGCUAUUUCACUGUUUUUAUGAUUCUUAAAACUGCAUUUCAAAAUAUUUCGAAAACGCUCUCAUAGAAUUUCUUCAAACUUUGCCAUAAUGGAGGCAAUUAUGGCAGGUACAUACUCCCUUAAGCGAUUUCUUCAAAAAACUCCUGGUACAGAGAAACACAAAGAUAAAUGAAAAACGAAAUGACGUCAUUACGUUGCCAUGGCGACUCCGAUUGCAAUAAAACCCAGAUCAUAAAAAAUUUUCAUCUUUAUGUAAUACAGUUGUGGUAACCUUUUUUCCAUAUCUUUACUCAUGCCGACGUAGUUAAUGCUCAAACUUGGGAGGUAUCAACCCCAAAAAAUCCAGUCGAGCCACCUUAAAUCGGGUGUCACCAAGGUCCUUAUUGUGCACAAGCAUGAUGUAAUAUUGUACAGUUUGGCUCAUGCAAAGAAUGCUUUGUUACAGUUAUGAACCUCACCAUGAGACAAGAGAAUAUAACAAUCAAACUCAUUUCAAUGUUGGAAACAAACUCACCCCAAAAAGUGCAUAGAUGGUUUUCACAGAGACGUUGUCAAAUUGUAAAGUCAAAAUAGCGGGGCUUUACGAAUUCUUAUUUACACUAGGUUGAAGAUAAACAAAAAGUGAAUCUUUUUACAAGUUUCCAUUCCCGCAGCACAUUUCAUUUAAAAAAUACAGCAAUUUGAACUUCUGAGUUUUCACAGUGCAUGACACCAAAAUAAGAAUGCUCUCUGAAAAAAGUCUCUCCUCUUGAUUUUCAGCAGUAUAACCAUUUCAAGUAUUAGAUAAUAUUUUUAUACGUAUGUAUGCUAGUUCUGGAGUGAAAAGAAAGAGCUUAAUAAAAAAAAAUAUAGAAAAAGUGAACUCCAGAUGUUUUUAUUGAUUUCUGGUGCCCAUAUUGGUGCACCAAAAUGGUACACCAAUUGAUAUGGCAUCUCGAUACAAAGCUCUACACGUUUUGGCAAAUAACUCAGAAACUGUGGGCCAUGAAGACCUGACCUGUCGCGUGACAGUGAAAAUGAUCUAUAAGCUGUGUUUCUGUGAGAUAGAAAGCAACAUCUCUAGUCUCAAUUAAGGCCCACAUUAACCUUGCAGGCAUUGUGUGUUAAGGAAAUUUUUGUUUUAUUUCAUUAUUUUGAAAUUCAGGCAAUCCAAUUUUGUCACCAACAAUCAGAUGAGAACACUGGAAAAUGAAAACUUCUCACAAAAUGUCAACUUCAGAGUCAGAAAGCCUGUUAGUCCUUAAAUAAACAAAUUAUUCAUUUUUUUAUUCAUUUAUUUAUUUAUUUAUUUUUUCAGGAGAAAUAUAAAUCACUUGUGUCAAGUGCUACUCUAUGCUAGGAGAAUAUUUUAUAAAAUUGACAUGAAAAAUCCCUUAAAUCCUGAAGCUGCUCACUUGUAAGUUUCUAUAAUACGUGUAUUUUUAACUACUAUUAAAACUAAAAUGAAAUUCAUUUACUUGUUACUUGCAAACUCAGAAAAUCACAAACACCAGAAAUGUUUACAUACCCUAUGUAGGAAUGGUGAUAGUGUGGUGACCAAUCACAAGAAAGAUCAGUCAUGACACAUGAGCAAACAACAAAAUUUUGAAUUAAUUAAGGCUGGAACACACUAGGCCACACGUCAGUACAACUCAUUGCGCCCACAAGUCACUCCUUAUGUGCAGGUGAGGUGAGAAAAUGUGCAACAAUUUGCAGCAACAAAUCGCUUGAUUUUUGCAACUUGUCGCAGCAACAAAUUUCCAUUGCACAGACAAAGAUUUUCACAAACAUUUUGCCAGUACACACAAAGCAUUUUCUCACUGACGUGUCACCGCAACGUGUUGCUGCUAAUUUUCUCCUAGUGUGUUCAGACCUGGCUUUAUUAUUGCUGUUUGUGGUUUUGUUUUUCUAUGCCUGAUGAACUGUUUUAGCACAAACACAGAAGUAGUUGUGGUGUUGAUGGUUCUUUGAGUUUCACAGUAAAUCUGAAAUUCAUGUCUUGGACAUGUUUUAACCAACAUGCUUCUUGUAGAACUAGAACAUAUUUCCAUGUGGAAUUCAACUUUCCCUAAGUUACAUUACACUACAUUGUUUUAAAUUGUGUUGUACUACAUGAUACUACAUUGAACUGGAUUGUUCAAGAGUGGGUCAGCAUCGCAUUGCACUGCAUUGCACAGGGUACUGCACUGUAUUGAAUUGUGUUGAAUUUCAUGGCAAUACAUUAAAUUGGAUUACUUUAGACUGGUUAAGCAUUACAUUGCACUGCAUAUACCCUGCGAGCAGAGGCUACAUUUUCGCUGUGUGAGCUGGCAUGCGAAAAGUAGCCUCUGCCGACAACCGUUCAAAUCUGUCCAGAAAUCUGGAUGAAUAAAUAAAAAAAAACGGUUUUUUUCCUGUUCAUGAUUGGUUUAGAGCAUUGCGUGAGUCUUGCUUAGCAGAUCAGAGUUGUUGCAAUUUUUUUAUUCCCGCAAAACUCGCGCCAUUUGACGACAGACCUGACGAUUAAUUUUGCUUAUGAAUCGCGUGACGUAUUUCACAUAUGCACAAUAGAAAAUUGAACGGUUGUCAGCAAGGGCUACUUUGUGCAUGCCAGCUCACACAGCAAAUUUAGCCUCUGCUCACAGGGUACACUGCAUACUGCAUUGUAUUGAUUUUGUGUUGGAUUGCGUGAUAUUUCAUUGAACUGGAUUGCUUAAGAGGGGUUUACCGUAGCACCAAAUUGCAUUGCAAUGCAUACUGUACUGUACUGUACUAAAUUGUGGGUUUGCAUGCAUGUAAUACUACAUUGAGCUGGAUUGCUUUAGAUUGGGUCAGCAUUGCAUUACAUUGCAGUGCAUACUGAACUUUAUUGAAUCUUGUUGAAUUGCAUGACAAUACACUGAACCACAUGUAGAUUGCUUUUAACUGAGUCAGAUUGCACUGUACUUAUUAUGCUUGAUUGCAUGGCAGCACAUUGGGUUAAUGUAUUAGAUUGGGUCAGGCUGCAUUGCUUUGCAUAGCAUUGUACUGCUGUUGUAAAACUGUGUUUUUUCUCUGUUCAAUCCACAGAUAUGAAAAUGAUAGGGAUGCCUUUAAACAGAAAGUAAACAUUUCAUUAAGGACAUGUCUGAAUGAGCUUCAUUUACCACUAGCAGAUGAUCCUCAUGCUAUUAGGUGAGGUCAAGAUGCUUUUUAAAAAUCCUUAAUGUGUACAAACUUUGCUAGCUUGCAUAGCUGGCAGUUUGUGUGUGUGUGUGUGUUUGUUUUUCCUUUUAAGUUUCGUAAAGUAAGAGAUACUGGUGGUGUGGUCUACCUUUCACGCAUCAAACAUCUUUCAUAUCAUGUGUUCUACGGGUGGGUUACAGUAAGCCCAUAAUGAACUGAUAGCGGCUGCCAGUUGCGCCCUUGUAUGCUGACGUCCAAAGUUACUGUUAACAUGCUAAUAUGUAGAGUACCCAUCUUGUUGUCCUCAAAUCCACGACAUUACAUUACGUUACAUUACAUUACCACAAAACUUUUGUAGUCACUGAAUUUCCUCAUUUCUGCUCUGGGUGUCCUUUGUUUACGCAGUGCAUUUUCUGAAAAUUGAAAUUGUCAAGUGGAAUGUGUUUUUGAUUUUUUCCAAAAAUCUUAUUUACAACUAACCAUGUGACUUUUCUCAACAUACAUUAUUAGCCUACAAAAUGAAAAAAGCACUUGUAAAGCAUAAAAUACACUUGCCCGUACCCUCCUAUUCUUUGAAAAACUUUGCUCAUGCUUAGCUGUCUAUUCCAAUUUGAACUUAAAUUAUCUGAUACAGGUCACUUUUCCACAGGUCAGAGUACAGGUCACCAUGAUACAGAUAAAUGAACAGCAUUCAAAGUGUCUCCUAGCCCUAAUCUCUUAACAAAAUGCUGUGUUCAGCCAAGUGCUGUUUUUUGGGAAAAUUCAGAUUACAGAAGGAUUGUAAUCAAUCGUGCUUAUCAAAAAGGGUUUAGGGGCUAGUUGAAAUUAUUUGUGGGCUAGUACAUGCUAGCUACAGCUUGCCCGAAUGGCAGGCUGUAAAACUUACUUUCUUUGCACCCUGCUAUUAGAUCGAGGGGAAUGUGACCUGUAUUUUAGACCCGGCCCUGACUUCCUUAAUUGUUGUUGUUAUUUUUUUAAAAAUGUCAUAACGCUCUCCUUUACCUUGGUUUAUUUUAUUUUAUUUCUUUUUUUUCAGAUUUGUUGAACUUACCCCAGAUCAACAUGAUGAGUAUAAAACCCAAAUGAUCAAUAAUCAGGUAAAGUGGAUGACUUAAUUUGUUCCAGGGAGUACUAAAAAUGACAGGAAAGCAGCGUUGCAGCUUGCUUUAUAGAGAAGACAAGUGAUGACAUCACAAAAAACUAAAUUUGUGAAAUUAUUGGAUUGGUUGGCAUAUCAUGAAAGAACAAGAUGAAAAAUAUCCACUUGCCAAAAAUGAACCUGUUAGUGCAAAUUGGUGGGGAGAUAUUAUUCAUAUAACCACCAUUGUGCUUAGUAAUUAUUAUAAAUCCUUCUAAAAUUGGUAUAGAUCGUUCACAUUACGAUCCAUACCAAUAUUAGAAGGAUUUGUGUGGGAGUCAUCAGCCACCAAUUUGCACUAACAGGCUGAUUUUCGGCAAGAGGGGUUUUUUCAUCAUGUUCUCUCUGGAUAGGCUAACCAUUCCCAUAAUUUCACAAAUUUGAAUUUAGGGACGUGACUUCUCUCUUCUCUAUAAAACUUAGGCUUCAUUAAAUAUGGCAUCAGUUUUGGCAGAAAGCUGAAUCCAGAUUUGAGCCCAGUAUCGAGCAUACAUAUCACUUAGUGUCUAUUUGAAGCGAAAAUUAUUUGUGAUGUGUUGAGUGGAAUUAAAUUGACGAUUUUAUGAGCGCUCAAAGUUAACCUUUGUUUUGCCCGGGAAAUGGUUUUCGGAUCGCUCGGCCAAAAUCCCUCGUGAUUUUGAACUGAUUGUUUGCAUCGAGAAUUACUCAAAACAAGUAUGGCGAGAGUAAAAUGAGAAGCGUCGGAGAGGACGAUAUUGUUUGGAUUGUAGAUACAUCAUGUAAAUUACAGUUGGGUUAUAUUUUGGAAUUUUUUACUUCAGUCAGAUGUCAUAAGUAGUUGGAAUAUGAGUGUCCGAAACUGUGCGGUAGUCAUGACAUAUUCAGAGUCAAAGUGUUGUUAUGAUCGCCGGUGUCAAAACCUGGAUCGGAUCGGACCGGAUCGGAACGGAUCAACACCUAUAAUCCUAUCCCUUUAAACCUUUUGCCGUUUUAAGGGUGAUUUCCAACACUUGAUCCAAUCCGGUCCGAUCCAGGUUUUGGCCACGUCUUCUUAUGACAUGACUCCUGGGUUCAAACCAGGGCGGAAGGAGCCGCUCGUUCGAGUCCUAUUCCGCAGCACACAUCACUUGAACAGCGGAGGCUCGUUUCAUCGCUCAACCUUUAUCCGCCCUUGUUCAAACCAUUUACGGUUCAGUCAGGCACGUUACAGCUGACUUUAAUAAUUUUCUCCAUCUCCGUGCCUUUGUUUUAUUUUAUAGAAUGAAUGAAUUAUAGAGUGAAUUAUAUGAAAGUAAACGUGAUCUUCGAAGAUGAAUGAACAACCUAAGCGGUUGAAAAAGAACAUGAAAAAAUUCAGGCUUGACCGGGAAUCAAGCCAACUGUAGAGCAAGUCAUUGUACGUUCGUAAUAUACUUGAUGGUACCGAACUUACAAUGACUUGCUCUCCAGUUGGCUUGAUUAGCUCAAUGGAUAGAGCAUUGCGUCCGGCCAUCGCAAAGGUCAUGGUUCGAUUCCCAAUCAAGCCGGAAUUUUUUCAGGUUCUCUUUCAACCGUUUAGGUUGAUCAUUCUGCCGCGAGGAUCAUGUUCACUUUCAUUUCUUCAUCCGCAGCUCAAAAAUUGAUCCAUUUCAUAUAUUUCAAUUCAGAAUCAAUUAUAUUAAAAAAUUAUUAGAUUCGGCUUUUGUGAUAAUCUACACGUUUUGGCAAAUAACUCAGAAACUGUGGGCCAUGAAGACCUGACCUGUCGCGUGACAGUGAAAAUGAUCUAUAAGCUGUGUUUCUGUGAGAUAGAAAGCAACAUCUCUAGUCUCAAUUAAGGCCCACAUUAACCUUGCAGGCAUUGUGUGUUAAGGAAAUUUUUGUUUUAUUUCAUUGUUUUGAAAUUCAGGCAAUCCAAUUUUGUCACCAACAAUCAGAUGAGAACACUGGAAAAUGAAAACUUCUCACAAAAUGUCAACUUCAGAGUCAGAAAGCCUGUUAGUCCUUAAAUAAACAAGUUAUUCAUUUUUUUAUUCAUUUAUUUAUUUUUUUUUUUUUUCAGGAGAAAUAUAAAUCACUUGUGUCAAGUGCUACUCUAUGCUAGGAGAAUAUUUUAUAAAAUUGACAUGAAAAAUCCCUUAAAUCCUGAAGCUGCUCACUUGUAAGUUUCUAUAAUACGUGUAUUUUUAACUACUAUUAAAACUAAAAUGAAAUUCAUUUACUUGUUACUUGCAAACUCAGAAAAUCACAAACACCAGAAAUGUUUACAUACCCUAUGUAGGAAUGGUGAUAGUGUGGUGACCAAUCACAAGAAAGAUCAGUCAUGACACAUGAGCAAACAACAAAAUUUUGAAUUAAUUAAGGCUGGAACACACUAGGCCACACGUCAGUACAACUCAUUGCGCCCACAAGUCACUCCUUAUGUGCAGGUGAGGUGAGAAAGUGUGCAACAAUUUGCAGCAACAAAUCGCUUGAUUUUUGCAACUUGUCUCAGCAACAAAUUUCCAUUGCACAGACAAAGGUUUUCACAAACAUUUUGCCAGUACACACAAAGCAUUUUCUCACUGACGUGUCACCGCAACGUGUUGCUGCUAAUUUUCUCCUAGUGUGUUCAGACCUGCCUUUAUUAUUGCUGUUUGUGGUUUUGUUUUUCUAUGCCUGAUGAACUGUUUUAGCACAAACACAGAAGUAGUUGUGGUGUUGAUGGUUCUCUGAGUUUCACAGUAAAUCUGAAAUUCAUGUCUUGGACAUGUUAAAACCUACAUGCUUCUUGUAGAACUAGAACAUAUUUCCAUGUGGAAUUCAACUUUCCCCAAGUUACAUUACACUACAUUGUUUUAAAUUGUGUUGUACUACAUGAUACUACAUUGAACUGGAUUGUUCAAGAGUGGGUCAGCAUCGCAUUGCACUGCAUUGCACAGGGUACUGCACUGUAUUGAAUUGUGUUGAAUUUCAUGGCAAUACAUUAAAUUGGAUUACUUUAGACUGGUUAAGCAUUACAUUGCACUGCAUAUACCCUGCGAGCAGAGGCUACAUUUUCGCUGUGUGAGCUGGCAUGCGAAAAGUAGCCUCUGCCGACAACCGUUCAAAUCUGUCCAGAAAUCUGGAUGAAUAAAUUUAAAAAAAACGGUUUUUUUCCUGUUCAUGAUUGGUUUAGAGCAUUGCGUGAGUCUUGCGUAGCAGAUCAGAGUUUUGUUGCAAUUUUUUUAUUCCCGCAAAACUCGCGCCAUUUGACGACAGACCUGACGAUUAAUUUUGCUUACGAAUCGCGUGACGUAUUUCACAUAUGCACAAUAGAAAAUUGAACGGUUGUCAGCAAGGGCUACUUUGUGCACGCCAGCUCACACAGCAAAUUUAGCCUCUGCUCACAGGGUACACUGCAUACUGCAUUGUAUUGAUUUUGUGUUGGAUUGCGUGAUAUUUCAUUGAACUGGAUUGCUUAAGAGGGGUUUACCGUAGCACCAAAUUGCAUUGCAAUGCAUACUGUACUGUACUGUACUAAAUUGUGGGUUUGCAUGCAUGUAAUACUACAUUGAGCUGGAUUGCUUUAGAUUGGGUCAGCAUUGCAUUACAUUGCAGUGCAUACUGAACUUUAUUGAAUCUUGUUGAAUUGCAUGACAAUACACUGAACCACAUGUAGAUUGCUUUUAACUGGGUCAGAUUGCACUGUACUUAUUAUGCUUGAUUGCAUGGCAGCACAUUGGGUUAAUGUAUUAGAUUGGGUCAGGCUGCAUUGCUUUGCAUAGCAUUGUACUGCUAUUGUAAAACUGUGUUUUUUCUCUGUUCAAUCCACAGAUAUGAAAAUGAUAGGGAUGCCUUUAAACAGAAAGUAAACAUUUCAUUAAGGACAUGUCUGAAUGAGCUUCAUUUACCACUAGCAGAUGAUCCUCAUGCUAUUAGGUGAGGUCAAGAUGCUUUUUAAAANACUGUGUUUUUUCUCUGUUCAAUCCACAGAUAUGAAAAUGAUAGGGAUGCCUUUAAACAGAAAGUAAACAUUUCAUUAAGGACAUGUCUGAAUGAGCUUCAUUUACCACUAGCAGAUGAUCCUCAUGCUAUAAGGUGAGGUCAAGAUGCUUUUUAAAAAUCCUUAAUGUGUAAGAACUUUGCUAGCUUGCAUAGCUGGCAGUUUGUGUGUGUGUGUGUGUUUGUUUGUUUUUCUUUUAAGUUUCAUAAAGUACGAGAUACUGAUGGUGUGGUCUACCUUUCAUGCACACAUCUUCCAUAUCAUAUGGGCUAUGGGUGGGUUACAGUAAGCGCAUAAUGAAUUAACUGAUAGCGGCUGCCAGUAAUGUGCCCUUGUAUGUCAAUGUCCGAGCUUACAUUUAACACUUAAAGAGCGUCCAUCUUGUUGUCCUCUAAUCCACAACAUUACAAAUUACAUUACAUUACAUUACCACAAAACUUUUGUAGCACUGAAUUUCCUGUGCAUUUUCUGAAAAUUGAAAUUGUCAAGUGGAAUGUGUUUUUGAUUUUUUCCAAAAAUCUUAUUUACAACUAACCAUAUGACUUUUCUCAACAUACAGUAUUACCCUACAAAAUGAAAAAAGCACUACCCUCCUAUUCUUUGCGAAAACUUUGCUCGUGCUUAGUUGUUUAUUCCAAUUUGAACUUAAAUUAUCUGAUACAGGUCACCAUGAUACAGAUAAAUGAACAGCAUUCAAAGUGUCUCCUAGCCCUAAUCUCUUAACAAAAAAAUGUAUUCGGCAUGAAAGUAUUGUCUGAUAGCUCGGGGCUAGUGGAUUUUGCUAUCGGGCUAGUGUUUUUUGUUCUUAACUUGCCAGACAGGCAAGUGCUUUUUAGGGGGGAAAUUCAGAUUACAGAAGGAUUGUAAUCAAUCAUGCUAAUCAAAAAGGGUUUUGGGGCUAGUUGAAAUUACUUGUGGGCUAGUGCAUGCUAGCUACUGAGUUUGCCCAAAUGGCAGGCUGUAAAACUGACUUUCUUUACCCCCUGCUAUUAGAUCAAGGGGAGACUGUGUGGUGUGGUAUUAUCGAUGGAGCAGUGAUCUGUACCCUUGACCUGUGGAAUGUGGCCUGUACUUUAGACCUGGCCCCGACUUCCUUAAUUGUUGUUGUUAUUGUUUUUUAAAUUGUCGUAACUCUCUCCUUUACCUUGGUUUAUUUUAUUUUAUUUCUUUUUUUUCAGAUUUGUUGAACUUAGCCCAGAUCAACAUGAUGAAUAUAAAACCCAAAUGAUCAAUAAUCAGGUAAAGUGGAUGACUUAAUUUGUUCCAGGGAGAACUAAAAAUGACAGGAAAGCAGCGUUGCAGUUUGCUUUACAGAGAAGACAAGUGAUGACUUCACAAAAACUAAAUUUGUGAAAUUAUUGGAUUGGUUGGCAUAUCCAGAAAGAACAAGAUGAAUAAUGUUCACUUGCCAAAAAUGAGCCUGUUAGUGCAAAUUGGUGGGGAGACUUGUAUUAUUCAUAUAACCAUCGUUAUGCUUAGGUGACUCCAUAAUUAUUAUAAAUCCUUCUAAAAUUGGUAUCGAUCGUUGACAUUACGAUCCAAACCAAUGCUAGAAGGAUUUGUGUGCAAGUAUCAGCCACCAAUUUGCACUAACAGGCUGAUUUUUGGCAAGAGGGGUUUUUUCAUCAUGUUCUCUCUGGAUAGGCUAACCAUUCCGACAAUUUCACAAAUUUGAAUUUAGUGACGUGACUUCUCUCUUCUUUAUAAAACUUGGGCUUCAUUAAAUAUGGCAUCAGUUUUGGCAGAAAGCUGAAUCCAGAUUUGAGCCCAGUAUCGAGCAUACAUAUCACUUAAUGUCUAUUUAAAGCGAAAAUUAUUUGUGAUGUGUUGAGUGGAAUUAAAUUGACGAAUUUAUGAGCGCUCAAAGUUAACCUUUAUUUUGCCCGGAAAAUAGUUUCGGAUUGCUCAGCCAAAAUCCCUCGCGAUUUUGAACUGAUUGUUUGUAUCGAGAAUUACUCAAAACAAGUAUUGCGAAGAGUAAAAAUGAGAAGCGUUGGAGAGGACGAUACUGUUUGAAUGGUAGAUACAUCAUGUAAGUUGCGUUUGAGUUAUAUUUUGGAAUUUUUUGCUUCAGUCAGUUAUCAUAAUGUCCGGAACAGUGCGGUACUCAUGACAUAUUCAGAGUCAAAGUGUUCGGAUCGGAUCAACUCCUAUAAUCCUCUCCCUUUAAACCUGGUGAUUUCCAACACUUGAUCCAAUCCGGUCCGGUCGAGGUUUGUCCACACCUUCUUAUGACAUGACUCCGGGGUUCAAACCAGUGUGAAAAGAGACGCUCAUUCCAGUCCUAUUCCGCAUCACACGUCACCUGAACAGCGGAGGCUCGUUUCAUCGCCCGACCUUUAUCCGCCCUGGUUCAAACCAUUUACGGUUCAGUCAGGCACGUCAAUUUUCUCUGUGUCGGUGCCUUUAUUUUAUUUUAUAGAAUGAAUGAAUUAUAGAAUGAAUUAUAUGAAAGUAAACGUGAUCUUCGCAGUCGUAUGAACAACCUAAGCGGUUGAAAAAGAACCUGUAAGAAUUCAGGCUUGAUCGGGAAUCAAGCCAACUGUAGAACGAGUCAUUGUAAGUUCGUAAUAUACCUGAUGGUAACGAACUUACAAUGACCUGCUCUCCAGUUGGCUUGAUUAGCUCAAUGGAUAGAGCAUUGCGUCCGGCCAUCGCAAAGGUCAUGGUUCGAUUCCCAAUCAAGCCUGAAUUUUUUCAGGUUCUCUUUCAACCGUUUACGUUGAUCAUUCUGCCGCGAGGAUCAUGUUCACUUUCAUUUCUUCAUCCGCAGCUCAAAAAUUGAUCCAUUUCAUAUAUUUCAAUUCAGAAUCAAUUAUAUUAAAAAAUUAUUAGAUUCGGCUUUUGUGAUAUUAGGAAUAAUAUGGGUCAAGGUAAGUGUUAUCAGUCAAAGCCGAUACUAAGACCUUGAUUAUUACGAUUUUGCCUCCACUGCACAACCGAACACACAAAACAACACUUGAAGGCAUGGGCGCGUUGGUCAGCCAGGCCCAUGAAACACUUUAUUAACUCACGUGAAAAACUCCACUGUUACAGUAAUUCUAAGAACACGCCACAGCCGGACUCGUAAAACCGAAAAACCCAACUAUUGGAAAAAUAGGGACCGUGUAACCCCAAACUAUGCUAUGGCGUCGCCUUUGGGGUUAAAAGGCAAAACUAAUAAAUAAAGUCUAAUAACAUGACUACGAGCAGAAAACGAGGUGCUACAUAAAACAGCUAAGGAACAUAGGGACCAGUACAGAUGGUAACGAAAUUAAGGCUAACAGAAUAAGCGAAAACUAAACUUUACAAAGCAAGUUGACGCUGCGAGGCCGACCGUAGAAUGACACGCAUAACUAAACGGUCGCUAAAUCAAACCCCCUAACCGCGAUCCCUCGCGCGCUACACUUGAACCCAGCUCUCCGUUCCGUGCAAGCAAAAUAGUAAUUUAUGUCAAUUCUAAUUUACACAAAUUACAUGAUAUCACAAAAGCCGAAUAAUUAAACAUGACGAAAAUAAUGGCAAACGCACCGUCGCACGGAACACAGUUUGACAUCGCUCUUGUUAAUCAUGCAUUGCGCUCACAUCCUACAGAUUAGUCAUUUGUCUGCCAGCCGAUAGCUACCUAAUCUGUAGAUUGCGCUGAUUCCCAAAAUUAUCUGUAGGCUCUUAGCCAUUAAGAAGACUGAUAGAGAGUACAAUGUAUGAUGAUUUUUUUAUUAUUAUUUCACAGAGUAAACCAGAGAGUCUUCCAACUGCUAAUGCACAUAAAUCAGGAUUAUCAUGGAUGAAGAAAGGAUCCAAUCAGAUUUUUAGCAAACAAGAAAGCUAGCCCGUCUUAUUUUACAUGCAUGAGUCACGUGAUCCAUUCUGUCAAGUAAAGUGAAAGAGUAUUUCAGAACUUUUUAAAACCUUUGUAAAUUAAGAAAUAAUCGUUGCGAAAACAUCCUGUAAGUUUGACCUCGAUCAAACGAGAAAAAUUCGUUGAAAUCAAGGAACCUUUUUCAAAGUUAAGGCCAAUUAUUUCAUUGCUGGUACAGUUCAAAAUUUGAUGCUUGGCCAGUACCCCGUUAGCCUGUUCUGGGCGUUCAGUUUGUGGGGACGGUGAAAGAGAAGUGAACAGGAAAAACAGCGAGGGGGUGGGGUAGGUGGUGAGAGCGAGUUCUCUCCCUCCCCUCCCCCCGCUCUCCCCAUCUACCUCUCUUCCUCCUUAUUUUUUCCCGCUCUCUGACUUCGCAUCACACUCUACUAUCUAAACCUCUGGAUCAGGCUAGUAUCCCGUUGAUUUACUUAAGUUUUCUGGAUUUUGUUUGAGAACGUGACAUGAGUCACAUUCAAGACAGGCAAUUUUACAGAAAAGUGUUUUCCCUGGUGAAUAACAUCUUUCAACUUUCCUUCAUUUUGAAUAGGACCCUUCAUGUACUUGAAUGUACUUCAUGUUCAUGCGUCAAAUUAAAUUUCCUUAUGUGCGGAGCAUUUAAUAUACGUGACUAUAUUCGUUUAAUUGAGAUAGCGAAAAUACCUUGACUUUUACCGAAUAUUUUGUAUUUUCUUGUUCAUGUUUCUCUUCCCUGUAAACGAAAUUCCCCGAACGAGGCGUCUGAUCGCGAUUACCUUACAGGCAAACUGGCGAGGGAGGGGUAAGGUGAGGAGUAGGUGUAGGCGAUGCGUCCCGUUCCUACCCUCCUAAACACUUUCUCGUUCAACCUCAAGCGAGCUUGCUUGCAGGCCUUUGCAAACAAGAGAAUACUUUAUAAGCUGUUGGCAUGCAAAAAGUUUUCGAAUUUUUUAGGCCUUGUAUACUAUAGUCACUUGGUUGACUCUUGUAGAACCACUAUUUCUAUCAGACUGAGUGAUUGCUGUAUUGAGAUGCUGUCUGGAGUGACAAUAACUGUGAUUACCUUCAACUUUGAAUAAGCUAAAGUGAUCUCAAUACAGUUAAGGACUCCAUUGAAACUCUCAGAAUUCAAGUCAAGCUCGAGUAAAUAACUAGUGUUGAUGAUUUAGUUCCCAUUUGAAGGGCAUUGAAAAAAUGUACGGUACAAUUCAACAACAAACAACAACAUCUUUAUUAAUCGCAAGAGUUAGUACAUCCACAUACACACGUGCCUACAUUUAGCGAAUGGUAGUCGAGGCAGGCAAGAAUCUGCAAGACUUCAAUUACAUAUUUAUUUUAAAGUGAAUUUCAUUUAUAGUCAAGUCGAAUAAAGGAAAGUUUGUUUACUCAUGAGCUUGACAUAUUCAACUAAUCAGAAUAGCGUAACCUUGCUUUCUCGGUUUGCCCUCAUUAAACCUUUUCUUUGAUUAUAUCGUUGAUUUGGUGCGUGCUUUCCUCUGGUCUCUUACUCAACUGUUUAGUUGUAUUUCUUGUCACGCAACGCUGCUUCCCAAAGAGGAGAGGAGCAUUGCGUGACGAGACGUAAGAAACUGCAUGCUCGAGCUCGAUAUUUCUUUUAGAAUUAGAGACUUUUUUUCGCUAAAGCAUUGUCAACAGCUUGGUUUUUCUAGCCAAAAGAAUAUCGCAAAAUCGCGGUCAAAUUUCCCUAAUUUCUCUGCAAACUAAAAUGCUCUCUUACAAUUCCACUUUAUUUUAUAAUUCUGAAGGAAAAAAGAAACUGGAGAUUUAUUGAGAUUUCAAUUAAGAGUGAAAAGAAUUGUAAAAAAUGAAUUUUGUGUGCCUUACUUAAAGUAUUCCCUCCUCUUUCCCAUAAUUGUUUUCAGUACACCUCGUUGUUCGAUGA
This is a messenger RNA of Porites evermanni, 21413 nucleotides long. Lineage: Eukaryota; Metazoa; Cnidaria; Anthozoa; Scleractinia; Poritidae. The record is from the annotation of a GenBank genome assembly.